This is a messenger RNA of Verruconis gallopava, 804 nucleotides long. RefSeq lists its product as uncharacterized. The record is from RefSeq and is a predicted model, not a curated record. NCBI's taxonomy places the organism in Eukaryota, Fungi, Ascomycota, Dothideomycetes, Venturiales, Sympoventuriaceae. Gene Ontology annotation, cellular component: transcription factor TFIIH holo complex. The coding region runs from base 1 to 804 and encodes 267 amino acids. The transcript has a single exon.
AUGGCGUUACAUCGCGAAGCCCCCAGAGGUGGUGGCUUUCUUCCGGAUCAGAUGCUCUCUCCGCCGCCUUCAUCAAUAGCCUCCGGGUCCACAGUCGCAGCAGCGCUGCCGCAUCCGCGAGCACACCCUCUGAAGCCAGGUGGGGCGAAAGAGUCUGCAUUUAUUCGAUUCGUAGACCAGGGGAUACUGAAGAUUGAACGCCGUUAUGCGAAACGUGGUACUAGCAUGGCAGACAAAAACGAAGACGCAUCAUCGCGAGGAUAUGAAAACUUUGAAGAACUUGUGCAGGACGUGGAGAAGCUCUUUGAGUUGAUCUGGGUCUCGGGCACGCCCUCGUUACAGGUCCCCUACCUGCUCACGCUGGCAAGCAUGGUCGAACAGUAUAUAUCUAGCUUUCCCGCUGCGCCGCAGCCAACCUUCAGAUUGCUGGACCGGUUCGACCUGGCCUUUGCGAGCUUGCUACAGGGUCGCCACGUAGAGACAGGGGAGACUCUUCCUGGAUUCGACACCGGCAGACGCGUGACAGGGACCGAGAAAGUACGCAUGAAAAGCAUUGUAGAAAGGACGAGAGGCGUGGUUGCAGAAGUUAUGAGCGGGCACGAUGACGAGGAGGAAGCAAGCCGAGUAGAAGACGUCACUGAUCUGGACACUGCUGACGAGAUGGACAUUGAUGAAUCAAUUGCAGAGAGUGGUGAACAAUUUACCGAUAUCGAGAUGAGUGUCGCAAAGGUUUACGAUAGAACAGUUGUUGAGUUGGGCGACACAAUAGGCAAUACCCCUAUUGGCAUCAUCUCGAACGAUUGA